AUGUUAUUUAUUGUAUUAAUUGGGCUGUUCUGUGAGUGCUGUGCUUUGUCCAACUACUAUGAGUCUUAUACCGGAAAUAAGAUAACUGAGGAGGAGUAUAAACAGCAUGUGAAAAGGAAUACUUCUUUCUGGUGCACCGUCGAGGUCCUGCCAUGUGAUCCACGCGAAGGUCGAAGGAUCGAUGGGUCUUGCAACAAUUUGAAGUACUUUACAAUUGGUUCAAAUCGCACGCCAACAUAUAGAAUGCUACCUGCUUCCUACAGCGAAGGUUUUGAGCCGCGGCUAAGUAAACGUGGUGAAACGAUGCCCUUAGCUCGUGCUGUAAGAACCAACAUCUUGCUGGAAGGUCAUGUCCCAGAUCGGCAGUUCACGCAGAUGCUAACACACUUUCUAGUCUUCAUCGUUGGAGAUUUUGUGUCUGUUCAGGACACGAUAAACUACGUGCUGUGGACACCAUAUUGUUGUACUGAGAAGGGCAAGAGUGACUACAUGUGCACGCCGAACUCCGUCCCUAACGACGAUCCUGUGCACAGAUUCUCAAAUGUUCGCUGCUUGAACAUGACGAGACCGGGAUCGUACCAGAGAAACGGCUGUGCCCCAAACAAUACUGUGCCUGAGCGGACGAUUUCAGGAACGCCAUCAUUCGAUUUGUCCAACAUAUACGGUAACAGUAUGGCGUCUUUGAACGAGAAAGGGAGACUUUUUGAAAAAGGUUUACUAAAGUACGAAAUAGAGGACGGUAAAAUGUGGCCACCUAGUAUUAAGGGACCAAAUUUGUGUUACGCGAAUCAACCACCGCGCGAAACCAGAUGUCAUGAUACACCGGAACGUGGAUCAAACGCAAUCGUCGGAGCAAAUAUAAUAACAAUUUGGAUCUGGCGAUACCACAACGCAAUUGCGACUGCCCUAGCCAAUAUCAAUCCUUGCUGGAAUGACGAAAGACUCUUCUUCACCACCAGGGAAAUAGUCAUCGCUGCAAUCAUUCAGAUAUUCUACUAUGAAUUGUUACCUUUGAUGAUGGGUCGCGAUAACCUGAUCCGAGAUGGUGUUAUUUCCCCGGAUUUGGGUUUUAGAGACAUCUACGACAGCAACUAUGCUCCACAAAUUUCCCUGGAAUAUCCAUUUGCCUGGAGAUGGACACACACAAUACAAGAAGGGAAUAUCAAAAUGUAUGACAACAAGGGGUACCACUUAAAAGACAUGAAAUUGGUCAACAUGACACUGAGGACUGCCUACGUGGUUGAGAAUAUCGAUGGCAUCACUCAAGGUGCCAUAAGACAACCAAUGGCUAAAUUUGAUAAGGCUGUUGAUUUUGACAUGGCUGAGGUUGUUUUAGGUCCUCAUCAGUACGCGAGUGACGUCUUCACCAGCGACCUGGCUAAAAACCGCUAUUUCUUCCUAGCACCUUACAUAAAAUACAGGGAGUAUUGUUUUGGUGAAAGAAUACGGAGUUUUGAUGAUCUCGUCCAUAUGUUUGACCCCGAUAGCAUAGAACUUCUGAAAGAGUCGUACAAGGAUGUCGAAGACAUAGACCUCAUAGCCGGUAUGUGGUUGGAAAAGUACAUCCCUGGUGGGACUGUACCAGGUACCUUCUACUGCAUAAUUGCUCAGCAGCAACUACGGUCUGUAGUGUCUGAUAGACAUUGGUACGAGAGACCAAAUAGACCUAAUGCCUUCACUCUUGAUCAAUUAUUGGAGAUACGAAAGUCGUCAAUGGCUGGACUCUUGUGUGCCGUGGGCGACUCGAUAACAGAAGUACAACCUCACGCCUUUGUCAGAGCCGGACCGGGAAAUGAAAUGCGUGACUGCACUCAAAUUAAGCAGUUGAAUAUGCUGGCGUGGCGCGACAAAAGCUGCAGAGUAAAUCAAUGGGGAAAAUAA
Leptosia nina is the source of this 1881-nucleotide messenger RNA. The record is from the annotation of a GenBank genome assembly. NCBI's taxonomy places the organism in Eukaryota, Metazoa, Arthropoda, Insecta, Lepidoptera, Pieridae.